AAGUAUGUGAAAUAUCUACUAUCUAUAAAAAUCUCACAUUUUAAACAGCGUGACUGUAACUAACUCGUGUGACUGUCCUUUCACCUGCAAGGCAACGAAAAGGGCAUCACUGACCAAAUGAUGUGAUUUGUUAAAGGACUAUUUCCGGGUCUUGGCCCCGCCCCUUCAAAACAAAGCACACACACACACACACACCCUCGGCAUUAGCCGGUCGGGAACCAGAGAAGACCUCUGUCCGUGGAGUUCCUACCUCGGCAGACAUGGCCCAGGCGAACAUCUCCGUGACGGAGAGCCAGUUCAGGUGUCCCAUCUGCCUGGACAUCCUGAAAGACCCGGUGUCCAUCCCCUGUGGACACACGUACUGCAUGGCGUGCAUCAACAAUUACUGGGACCAAGCGGAGUCGGGGCAGAUCAGCUGCCCCCAGUGCCGGGAGGCGUUCAGCCCGCGGCCGGUGCUGCGGAGGAACACGGUGCUCGCCGAGGUGGUGGAGAAGCUGAAGCUGAGCGAACUGACCGCAGCGCCGGAACUCUACUUGGUGGGAGUCGGGCAGGUGCCGUGCGACUUUUGCCCAGUGGAGGGCAAGCUCCGGGCGGUGAAGUCAUGCCUCGUCUGCCUGGCGUCGUUCUGCGAGCUCCACGUUCUUCCGCACCGCGAGGUCGGCACGCUGCGGCGGCACAAGCUAGUGGCCGCCGUGGAGAGUCUGGCGGACCGGCUGUGCGCCCAGCACCGGCUGGGUCUGGAGCCCUCGGGGAGCGGCUCCGAGUCUGAGGCUGCGGUGGAGUGGAGCGGCGACUGUUUACUUUGUGAGGCCGACCAGGAGGAGGCGCACAAUGUUGACGCCCAGAGAGUCAGGAGACAGCUUCAGCUGCAGGACUAUCAGAGAAUGAUUCAGGGCAGGAUCCGGAGUGGAGAGAGAGAGAUAGAGGAGUUUCAGCAGAGUUUAGAAUCCCUCAAGGUAUCGGCGUCGGCCGUUCUAGAGGACAGUGAAGCUCUGUUUGCAGACAUGGCAGUUCGCCUCGAGAAAACCAAAGCAGAGGUUCGAACCAGGUUGGAGGCAAAGGAGCGGGCGCUGGUUGGUCGAGCUGAACGUGAUGUAGAGAUGUUGGAGAGAGAUGUGGACGAGCUGAAGAGGAGAGACGAGGAGAUCGCUCAGCUGAUGCAAGUGGAGGACAACGCACAUUUCUUCCAGGCGGCUCCGCUCUUGUGCGUCCCUCUCUCCACUGGCUCACACUCCAGAGCUCUCAGUCUGCCCACGGAGGCCUUCAGCGGAGCCAGGAGAGUGCUGUGCCACUUUCGCAGUCGAAUGGAAGAAGUUUGCAGAGAGGAGGUGGACAAGAUCAGCCGCUCAGUCAAUGAGAACUACGUGUCUGGUGGAGAGUGUGUAAAAGGUGACAGAAAUCUGUUUGCAGAGAACACCAAACCUCAGCAAAUGCAGCCACCUGCAGGUCAGCCUGAGACCACCAGGGCUGUGCCAGUGUCCUUCCCUCUGUCCUCCCUGUCUCUGCAGCCGGCAGAUCAGAGGAUGAGGGCGUCUUUCCUCAGGUAUUCAUGUCGUCUCUCCCUGGACCCUGACACUGCGCACCCCACUCUGAUCCUCCUGGAGGGGCCUCAGGGUGCCCACUGUGGGGAGGAGCCCCAGUCUUACCCGCCUCACACACACCGCUUUGAUUCGGUGGCCCAGGUCCUGUGCAGGGAAGGCCAGUUUACCGGUGCCAGUUACUGGGAGGUGGAGUGGAGGGGUGGGGGUUGGAUCGACAUCGGCGUCACUUAUCGAGGUAUCGGACGCAAAGGCGGGGGGAAACCGUGCCUGCUGGGACGCAAUGAGAACUCCUGGCGACUGAGGUGUACACACGCAGGCUACGCCGCCUGGCACGACAACCGUAAGACCACGGUGGCCGCACCGCCGUGCCCAAGGAUCGGCGUGUUCCUGGAACGCCAGAAAGGAGUGAUAUCCUUCUACAGUGUGUCGGACGCCGUGGUGCUACUGCACACGUUUCGUUGCCUGUUCUCGCAGCCGCUGUACCCGGCGUUCCGUCUGGACCUGGACUCUACCCUUCACAUCUGUCCCCAGGAGGGAGGCGGUGGAAACCAGAACUAAGUCCAUAAAAACCUCCGUCCUCGUCCACAACAGGAGGAAUCUGUGUGAGAAAACUCUACGUCAUCACUGAUCUGGAGUCACAUGGGUCUCUGUCUCAGGACUCUGACUGUAGCUCUCUCUCUCUCUCUCUCUCUCUCCCUCCCUCCAAGUGCCACUAAACCAAAAUAAUCACAUUGUGUAAAAUCCCAGUGUAGGUGGAAGCCAUUAGAAACACCUUGUUUGUGAACUUAUGUCCAAAUGCAACAGUAGACAAAACCAAAAAAUGUCCAUCAUCCUUGUUCUGACUUUUGUUUUGUUUUUUUACCAAAUAUUUUUUUGAAGAACAAGACAAAAAAAAAAAUCAGUUCAUCAGUUGCUGGGUAGAACUCGUCUAUCAUGGACUUUAAAAAAAAAGUCUCAGCCCAAAACAACUUAAUAUAACCAUACAAAUUUCUAACAAUAACAGCAACAUUCUAAUAAAGACAACCACAUUUUUUCUUUAUUUUAAAACUUUAAUUACUUCCCAAAAAU
This is a messenger RNA of Cynoglossus semilaevis (tongue sole), 2609 nucleotides long. RefSeq names its product E3 ubiquitin/ISG15 ligase TRIM25-like. Gene Ontology annotation, molecular function: protein binding. The transcript is spliced from 9 exons. The coding region runs from base 261 to 2099 and encodes 612 amino acids. The record is from RefSeq and is a predicted model, not a curated record. Lineage: Eukaryota; Metazoa; Chordata; Actinopteri; Pleuronectiformes; Cynoglossidae.